GUGGAUCACUGUAAAAAGGAAAAUCAACCAUGCACGUAUUAUACCUUCACCCAAAAUACAUUCUCUCAUUUUCCUUCUUAGUAUUUGUGCAUUAAAGAUUUUCCUGAACUUACCAAAUGGGAAACAUAUUGAUCAGCUUUAAAUUCAAAAGGAUCAUAGUAAAAAUUUCAUCAAGUUAGUAAAGUUUGAGAGAGAAAGAAGAAAAACUCAAGAAAUUUAAUCAUGAACGGUUUCAUCAGUAAUCUCAAUAAUGAACCCUUUCGUGUUUUGAUGUUUCCAUGGUUGGGUUAUGGACACAUCAAUCCCUUCAUAGAGUUGGCCAAAAAGCUUAGCCAGAGAAACUUCAUUAUUUACUUGUGUUCUACGCCAGUAACCUUGAAAUGUGUCAAGAAAAAACUUAGCCCGAAAUUUUCCCAGUCAAUCCAUUUUUUGGAACUUCACCUCAAAAGUUCACCAAAUCUUCCUCCUUGUCACCACACCACCAAUGGCCUCCCACCCCAUCUCAUGAACACACUCAAAGAAGCCUUUGACUCAUCUAGUCCCGAAUUUACCCUGAUCUUGAAAACCGAAAAACCUGAUUUAUUGAUUUAUGAUUUUCUCCAACCAUGGGCUCCUAAGGCUGCUGCUGAACUAGGUAUUCCAGCAGUUGAAUUUAUUAGCAGUAGCUCUACAAUGACCGCGUACAUGUUGCAUGUGUUCAAGAAUCCAGGUAUAAAAUUCCCUUUUUCAUCUAUUUAUUAUCACGGUUAUGAGAUGGCUCGUAUUAAGAAACAAGAAUCAUCUAUCCCCGUGGAAAAGCUUGAGGAAGAUAAAAGGCGAGUUAGAGAAUGUUUCUACCUGUCUUGUGACAUUGUUUUGAUAAAAAGUUUUAAUGAGAUUGAGGGUAAGUAUAGUGAUUAUAUCACUAAUUUAACUGGAAAAAAAGUUGUACCUCUUGGUCCUCUAGUUCAAGAACCUACCCCUGAUGAUGAAAAAUCAGAGUUAAUAACAUGGUUGAAUGAAAAAGAGAAGAAAUCCACAAUUUUUGUAUCUUUUGGAAGUGAGUAUUUUUUGUCAAAGGAAGAUUUGCUAGAGAUUGCUUGUGGGUUGGAAAAUAGUAAGGUAAAUUUUAUAUGGCCAAUAAGAUUUCAAAAAGGUGAAAAUCUUGAACUUAAAGAGGCAUUGCCUAAAGGGUUUUUCAAUAGGAUAGGGAACAGGGGAAAAGUUUUUGAAGGAUGGGCCCCACAAGCACAAAUCUUGAAGCAUCCGAGUGUCGGCGGAUUCGUGAGUCAUUGUGGAUGGAGUUCUGUAAUGGAAAGCAUGAAAUAUGGGGUUCCAAUCAUCGCGAUGCCUAUGCAUAUUGAUCAACCAAUUAAUUCUAGGCUCGUUGAAGAUGUUGGCGUUGCUGUGGAAGUUGUUAGGGAUAGUAAUGGAAAUCUUCAUAGAGAGGAAGUUGCAGCCAUAAUCAACCAAGUGGUACUUGACAAGGAUGGUGAAUUUGUAAGGCAGAAGGCAAAGGAUAUGAAGGAAAUGCUUUGUUCCAAAGGAGAUGAAGAAAUUGAAGAAGUUGCCAAGGAGUUAGAAAAGCUUUGUGCUAAGAACAUUCAUAAUUAAUACUAGCUCUUUUUAUGUAUUUAUUUAUUUAAUGUAGAUGCUUAAUUAUAUUAUAUAGUUUUAGUAGCUAUCUAGGUA
Capsicum annuum is the source of this 1671-nucleotide messenger RNA. Its product is annotated as beta-D-glucosyl crocetin beta-1,6-glucosyltransferase-like. The coding region runs from base 223 to 1593 and encodes 456 amino acids. The record is from RefSeq and is a predicted model, not a curated record. The transcript has a single exon. Gene Ontology annotation, molecular function: UDP-glycosyltransferase activity. Lineage: Eukaryota; Viridiplantae; Streptophyta; Magnoliopsida; Solanales; Solanaceae.